AUCAAUUACUGCAACAAUGGCGAUUCGUCAAUUUUGUGUUCUCGCAUUGAUUGGAUUGCUCAUUGCUGGUACAUUUGCGGCAGAUUCACCAGCUCCUUCUCCUUCUUCUUCUCGUAAAAUUACUCCUUCAAGCCCUAAAGUUUCUCCGACGACCGCUCCUGCUCCCAAAUCCUCCUCUCCAUCAACCAGUCCAGCUCCUGAAUCUUCCACUCCAUCUGAAUCUCCUUCCGAAGAACCUGUGGUGAGUGAAGGUCCGUCACCGGCUGAAGGUCCUGUCUCUGAUUCUCCUCCGGCUCCACCGUCCGAUUUCUUUGCUCCUGGACCUGAAACUGAAGUUGGAUUUGGUGAUAUGGUGCCCGUGCCUACACCUAGCGAUGGUUUCUCCACUAAGGUUUCCGUUCUCGGUGUUGCUGCUCUGGCCGCCGUCGUCGAGUUGUUCUUGUUUUAA
Carica papaya (papaya) is the source of this 448-nucleotide messenger RNA. RefSeq lists its product as uncharacterized. The record is from RefSeq and is a predicted model, not a curated record. Lineage: Eukaryota; Viridiplantae; Streptophyta; Magnoliopsida; Brassicales; Caricaceae.